GUCGAAUGGGCAGACGGUAAAAGAUGGCGGAUGACAAGAGCAAGAUCACAGGCAAUCAUUCUACUAAUAAACGGUUCUGGAGCCCUUCCGUCCGAGGACCGGCGUUCAUGUUUAUCUGUAUACUGCUGGUGGAGUCCGCGCGAGCCACCACGCACUGGGUGGUGACGGAGGACGGCAAAAUCCAACAGCAGGUGGAUUCUCCUCUUAACUUGAAACAUCCCCACCAUUUAGUUCUUUUCAUGCAACAGGAGACUCGUGUGAACUACCUCAAGAAGUUAGAGAAGCAACUAGUUGCUCAGAAGAUUCACAUUGAAGAGAACGAGGACAGGGAUACUGGUUUAGAGCAGCGACACUAUAAAGAAGAUGCUGACUGUGUCACAGCUAAAGUUCCUCUGGGAGACUUGGAUCUCUAUGAUGGCACUUUUAUAUACCUGGAGAGCAAAGACAUAAAUCCAGAGGAUUUUUUGGAUCAGAUGUCACCUCUACCUCCAGACCUGGAAAAACCUGACUGCGCUAAAAUCCUCGACCUUCCUUAUAGCAUUCAUGCGUUUCAGCACCUCAGGGGUGUACAAGAAAAGGUAAACUUAACAUCACCCUUGGUUUCAAAGGAUGACCCAAUCUUUACCUCCCUGUCUCUUAAGCUGGGACAGAGUGUGGAUGAGGUUGGGCAUCGGAUACACGAGGCACUUCUAAGCAAUUCUUCUUCAUGGGUGCUUUAUAACUUGGCCUCCUUCUACUGGCGGAUGAAGAAUGAACCCAGGCGAGCUGUGGACUGUGUGGUCCGUGCUCUCCAUUUUUCUCCAAGGCAGCACAAAGAUGUUGCUCUUAUCAAUAUGGCAAACAUACUUCACAGAGCACACUUCUCGGCUGACGCCGCCAUUCUCGCCCACGCUGCUCUGGAUCUCACCACUGAUCUCCUAACCAGCCAUUACACCCUGGGCAACAUUUACGCUAUGUUGGGGGAGUAUAAUCACUCCGUGCUGUGCUAUGAGCAGGCUCUGCAGGCUCAGCCGGGCUUUGAGCAGGCCCUGAGGAGGAAACAUGCCGUCCUCUGUCAGCAGAAGCUGGAGCAGCGGCUUGAGGCUCAACACCGGUCUUUGCAGCGCACCCUGAAUGAACUGAAGGAGUACCAGAAGCAGCAUGAUCAUUAUCUGCGACAGCAGGAGAUGCUGGACAAGCACAGGCUCAUUCAGGAGGAGCAGAUCCUGCGAAAUAUCAUCCACGAGACCCAGAUGGCUAAAGAAGCUCAACUCGGAAAUCACCAGAUGUGUCAUAUAGGCCAACAGAAGUUCACCCUGCACUGCCCGUUUGACUUGCCUGUGCGGUAUCACCGUGGAGAACUGUUUGAAAAUGUCCACUACAUUCAGUUUGGUGAGGAAGUGUCAAUAGCCAGCAGUGUUGCUCUGGUGUCCGAGUUGAGUGUGAAUGAGAGUCUCAGUCCUCAGCAGUCCUACACCAUGUCCUUAGGAUGGGAACCUGCAGCUCACUGGGACAAGGAGACAACCUCCACUGAUGAAAGUCAUACGGUGCUGUGGCCCAGGAGGUCAGACUGUGCACAACGAUUCCCCACAAUUCCCCCUGUGCACCUACUUCCCACCUAUUACCUGCCCCCCGAGUCCCACAACUUUAAGGCUCUGAAUAUUCUCUUGGAGAGCAAAAGUCCUCCACCAUCAUCAAAGAUGCCGGAUUGCAGCUUAAAGAAUCUUGUCACCGCUAGAGACCCACUGGAGUCUAUGGCCUGGGCAUUAGAGAAGGAGAUGCUUGACCCACAUGCUGCAGAGGUGUUGCUGAAGCGCAGUGGUGGGAGGAGUUUGGAGCAAACUGGAGCACUGAUUGCUCAGGCGCUGGACAAGAUGAGUGGGCCACGUUGGAUGAUGCAGAAUGAAGCAGGUCUUUUCUGGCGUGCUAAAGGAAAUGGCACACAAGCUUUGGCGUGUCUGCGUCAGGCGCUCCAUUCUGCCCCUCCUCAGCACAGAGACAUGCCUCUGGUCAACACUGCCAACCUGCUGCUGCACUACGGCCUGCAUGACGAGGCCCAUGAGCUGCUGCAACAGGCCCUGCAGAUCAACUGCUCAGAGCCUCACACCCUGUUAAGCCUGGUCAACGUUCACCUCUCUCAGGGAAACCUGACUGGUGCUCUGGCCAUGUUUCGUCGGGCCCUGACUCUCACAGUUCACUGUCCCCAGUGUCGUGCCAGCCUGCCUCUAAUGCGCUGUCUGCAGUUUUACCCCUUCCUUUACCAUCUCCAGCACCAGGCCUGUCCAUCUGGCUCUGGCUGUGAGGCAGAGGAAGACACAGAGCUGGAGGAAUGGGACACGGCCAGCAGCAGCAGGCAGGAACCCUGGGACACUGAUGCCAUGCCUGUGUCUGCUUUAGAAGACUCUCUCCUCUUUGAGAAGGUGGUGGUGGACAGCAACGGUUCAGGGGAGGCGAGUGGGCAGGACAGGGGCCGAGAGCAAAAGAAUGAUGGGGUGGAGGAAGAGGAGCAGGACUGGCGUCUGAGGGAAGAGCUUAUAGGAGCAUUUGAGGGGGCUCUGGAAAUGAACGGGAAGACAGGGGACCUACGGGGCAUCCGCGUGCUGAAAAACGACAGGGUCAUGGGGGCGAGAGGGGGAGGACCCUGCUUCGGCAACUGUGAGGAUGAUGAGGCAGCUGAAUGGAUAACAUUCCAGGUGAAACGUGUGAAAAAAACAAAAACUGAUACCUCGGAGGGCUGGGUGGGAGAAGGAGAUGUUCAUCAGGGUGAACCAACAGCAAGUAACUCCAUCCUUGAGAUCAGUGGGCCCACAAUCCCCUCACCUGGACCCUCAGAGAGAUGGAAGGACUACAGCAGUCUGGGUUGGCCCGGUCCAGAGGAAUGUCAGCGCACGCGUCGUGUGGACCUCACACAUGUGGCUAGUACCUGGCUGGCUGUGUCUGCCAAGAACAUAGAUAUCACAGAGCAUAUAGACUUUGCCACUCCGCUUCAGGAGCCAGCAGUGGAGCCGGUGUGCAAUGCCAAUCUCCCUGCCAGUAUGCACACACUGGACCAUCUGAGUGGAGUGGCCAACCGCGGAGGCAUUCACUAUACUGGGGAGAGUCAGCUCAGAGAGGUGUUGCAGAAUCUGGGAAAAGAUACAUUUCCCUCGCAGUCUUUUGAACAAGUGGGAACACGUAUUGCUAAGGUGCUGGAAAAGAAUCAGACAUCCUGGGUUCUGUCCAGCAUGGCAGCAUUGUACUGGAGGGUGAAAGGUCAGGGAAAGCGAGCCAUCGACUGCCUCCGCCAGGCUCUGAACUACGCUCCUCACCAUAUGAAGGAUGUGCCUCUCAUCAGCCUUGCCAACAUCUUCCAAAAUGCGAGGCUGUGGGAGGACGCCCUGACUGUGGCACGCAUGGCAGUGGAAAUUGCUCCUCACUUUGUGGUUAACCAUUUUACUCUGGCAAACGUUUAUAUAGCUAUGGAGGAGUUCGAGAAGGCCAUGCAUUGGUAUGAAUCGACUCUAAAACUCCAGCCAGAAUUUGGGCCAGCCAAAGAUCGUCUGCGCACCAUCCAGUGCUACCUCCUCUCCAAGAGGGACAGGCGAGCUCCAUGAGGACACAACACACACACGCACGCACAAACGUUAACAUUAACAUGCUCCUUAAUCUUAUCUAUCAGUGAGGAACACUGUUUGUUGUCUUAAUUUCAUGAAUAUAGACCAUAUCAUUACUGUCUAUAAGGUUUUCAGUUGAGCUAUGAAAACAGUUUCCCUUUUUUCCGGUCUUUAUGAAAAUUUUAUGAUGUUGUUUUAUGGCUAAAGGGUUGUUUAUUUCUAUAAAACAUCUUGAUAUUCCUACAAAGGGAUAUUUUUUUCUGGGGUCAAGAUUCAAUGUUUGAAUAUGCCAGACUGUAUUUGAAUGCUUUUAUUUUUAACAGUAACACCAAAAAUACAAUGCAUCUUUUAGUCUCACCAUAUCCAUAUACCCCUCUCUUUCAGCAGUAGCUGCUAGGUGUAUAAAGGGUGUCUUAAAAUCUUAUUCAGAAUACAGAUUGUUAAAAGAAACACUAUAGUCCUUUCCUUUACACAGCUGUUCUCAGAUUUAGUUAUGCCUAAUGGUAACAGUUCAGGCUGUUGUAUGUUCAAAUGAUUUCCUUGUAUCUGCCAUGAGAGCAGGCUGAAGCAUCUUGUACAUCCUUUUUUAAGCUAAAAAUAUAAAAUGCUGCAAACAUGUGGAGAGGAGAGUUUCUCCUGAUGGUUUACUGUACAGCUCUAAAUCUUGGUUGUUAUAGCUGAUAUGGAAUAAAUCAUUAGUGUUCAGGCUGAAGACAGAUCCACUGCAAAUAUUUAAGCUAAGAAAACAUCAAUAACAAAAAUGUGGUUUUGAGUUUUUAACCGAUGUAUUUUCCUUUAAGUUUUAAAAGGGACAUUUAAAAUAAGAUAAUUUUGCUCAAAGUUCAAAUGUACUUCCAUUUACUUUACUUUGCACAGCUGAGCUGUUGACUCUAAGAUUUUAUCUGUACUGUUGUAUUUAAUAUUUAG
Sinocyclocheilus anshuiensis is the source of this 4499-nucleotide messenger RNA. RefSeq names its product tetratricopeptide repeat domain 17 (gene ttc17). The transcript is spliced from 25 exons. Gene Ontology annotation, biological process: cilium organization; actin filament polymerization. NCBI's taxonomy places the organism in Eukaryota, Metazoa, Chordata, Actinopteri, Cypriniformes, Cyprinidae. Gene Ontology annotation, cellular component: cytoplasm; actin cytoskeleton. Gene Ontology annotation, molecular function: protein binding. The record is from RefSeq and is a predicted model, not a curated record. The coding region runs from base 24 to 3572 and encodes 1182 amino acids.